UCAACCGGAAGGCUCAGUUCACUCGCUUCACAGUGAAUACAUCAUAUAGGCAGGCAGGCAGGCGUCAAAAAGAUUGUUUGCCUACAGUAGGUCUACGUGAUUCAGAAAUGUUUUCCUAUAGUAUUCCUCUCCUGGUGUCAUUGCUGUUUCUUAUCCGCUGGUUCAGGGAAAGGAAAAGAGUGCCUGAUCCAUCAAUGAAGUAUAUCUACAUUACUGGCUGUGACACAGGCUUUGGGAACCUCCUAGCAAAGCAUCUAGACCAACUGGGCUUCAGAGUUAUUGCAGGCUGCUACACAGAGAAAGGAGAGGAUGAACUGAAGAAAGCAACCUCGGAUAGACUGACAACCUUGGCCCUGGAUGUUAGAAAUGCCGACAGCAUCAGCAAAGUAGCAGCCAGCAUAAAAGCCCAGGUUGGAGAGAGAGGUCUGUGGGCUGUGGUGAACAAUGCGGGAAUAUCUCUUCCCUCUGCCCCCUGUGACUGGCUCACUGUCGAGGACUUCCGACCCAUGCUAGAGGUCAACCUGUAUGGUGUCAUCUCUGUGACCCUUAGCGUUCUACCUCUCAUCAAGAAGGCCAAAGGCCGCGUGGUCAACGUGGCCAGUGUUUUUGGCAGGAUCAGUCCAUUCGGUGGUCCAUACUGUUUGUCAAAGUAUGGAGUGGAGGCCUUCAAUGACAGCCUAAGGAGAAAUAUGGCCCCUUUUGGAGUGAAAGUGUUGUGUAUUGAACCUGGGUUUUUCAAAACAAAUGUGACUGACUCAAGUAUGAUAAAACAGAACCUGCACAUGUUAUGGGGCCGAUUACCCCAAGAUGUUAAGGAUGACUAUGGAAGUGAUUACAUGGAUAGAGUGGGUGUAGCGUUGGAGUCCAGGUUUAUGAAGAUGCUGGACAGUGACCUGAUGAAAGUGGUGAGCAGUAUGGAGCACGCUGUGACAGCCGUGCAUCCACGAACCCGCUACUCGCCUGGCUGGGAUGCCAAGUUAUUCUGGCUACCACUCUCCUAUAUGCCAACCUGCUUCGCAGACCUCCUACUGGCUAAGGAUGCGGUGAAGCCUAAAGCUGCCUAUGCCACACAACACAACCAUGCUUAGACCAGAAAACAAGUUAUACAACUGUGUUUUCUGGUAAACUAACAAUGCACUUUGAAUGUUUUAGUUGCUUAUUGUGUCUUGUAAAGCUGCCAUUUUAUCUGUAAGUUCCAGUUAAGAAUGACAGGCUGUACUGUAACAAAUACCAUGCCAUGCCUAAUGAAUAACUGAGACCAGAAAAGACUGAAGUACUAAUGUACUAUUUCUAAGGUUACUAGUGUUGUGAAUAUUAAUAUUAAUUAGGCAUGGAGGCAAAUCUAUUGCACUCUAAAACUAUGUACAUGUUACCUUGAAAGUGAGGGAGUUGUAAGAGUUGUAUUUCACAGUAAAUGGCUACACACUGUGACUUACAUUUGUAUGUGCAGAAAGCAAUGAGCAGUUGUUAUGUUGUGAUCCUUUUGUGAUUGUCACAUGUCACAUGGUCACAUGUAAAAUACCACUCUGAUGAGUCUAUCGGGUCUAUAUUUCGUUUUACUUUGUUACCACCUGCAUAGUACAAAAAUAUUAUUGAUAUUUCACAAAUUGAUAUUAUUGAUAUUUCACAAAUAUUGAUAUUUCACUUGUCUUUUUUUUCAAAAAAGAAUAAAACAUUCUUGAAUCA
Molecule: messenger RNA, 1686 nt
Organism: Alosa alosa (allis shad)
Lineage: Eukaryota; Metazoa; Chordata; Actinopteri; Clupeiformes; Clupeidae
Gene: dhrs9
Product: dehydrogenase/reductase (SDR family) member 9
Exons: 5
Coding region: 108-1088 (326 amino acids)
Source: RefSeq, a predicted model, not a curated record